Thalassophryne amazonica is the source of this 1251-nucleotide messenger RNA. It is a transcript of the gene magt1, whose product is annotated as magnesium transporter 1. The transcript is spliced from 10 exons. The record is from RefSeq and is a predicted model, not a curated record. The coding region runs from base 73 to 1059 and encodes 328 amino acids. Gene Ontology annotation, cellular component: oligosaccharyltransferase complex. NCBI's taxonomy places the organism in Eukaryota, Metazoa, Chordata, Actinopteri, Batrachoidiformes, Batrachoididae.
GAAGAAGAAGAAGAAGAAAUAUGACCAAUCAGAAGCUGCCAGGAGGCUAACUGCUGCUACAAGCUUUAAAGAAUGUUUGGGAAACUUUUAUUUUCGCUCUUUUUCCUUCUUUUUUUCUACAAUCCUGUUGCAGAUGCACAGAAGAAGAAAGAGACUCUGCUUUCAGAGAAGGUCACCCAAAUGAUGGAGUGGGCCUCCAAACGUUCAGUCAUCAGGAUGAACGGAGAUAAAUUUCGGCGGUUUGUUAAAGCUCCUCCCAGAAACUACUCUGUGGUCAUCAUGUUCACGGCACUGCAGCCACAAAGGCAGUGUGGAGUCUGCAGGCAAGCUGAUGAGGAGUUUCAGAUUUUGGCAAACUCUUGGCGUUAUUCCUCUGCCUUUACCAACAAAGUUUUCUUUGCAUCUGUCGACUUUGAUGAAGGAUCAGAUGUCUUUCAAAUGCUAAACAUGAAUUCAGCUCCAACCUUCAUCCAUUUUCCUUCAAAAGGGAAACCUCGCAGGUCUGACACCUACGAACUGCAGGUCAGAGGAUUUGCUGCUGAGCAACUGGCUCGUUGGGUGGCAGACAGGACUGACGUGCAGAUUCGUGUUAUUCGUCCUCCGAACUAUGCAGGGCCCCUGCUCUUGGGCUUCCUCUUGGCUGUGAUCGGUGGACUGGCAUAUCUAAGGAGGCACAAUUUGGAGUUCUUGUUUAACAGGAAUGUCUGGGCCUUCUCUGCACUGUGCUUUGUCCUGAUCAUGACAUCAGGCCAGAUGUGGAACCACAUCCGAGGACCACCCUAUGCACACAAGAACCCCAGCACGGGACAAGUUAGUUACAUCCAUGGCAGCAGUCAGGCCCAGUUUGUGGCUGAGACACACAUCGUUCUGCUCUUCAAUGCUGCUAUUACUGCAGGAAUGGUGCUUCUGUGUGAGGCCUCUACAUCCGACCUGGAUGUCGGAAAAAGGAAGAUUAUGUGUGUAGCAGGCAUUGGGCUGGUGGUGCUCUUCUUCAGCUGGCUGCUGUCCAUUUUCAGAGCCAAGUACCACGGUUACCCGUACAGCUUCCUGAUCAGUUAAAGGUGAGCAGUCAUCCAGUGCACAGGGUGUCCCCCACAGUGAACGGCACACUGCAGGAGCCUGUGCCUCAUGUGACUUCAAGCCAUACAUCAUCAGUCUGAGCCGUGGCAAGAUGUGUGUCUGAGCCCUCGCCACCAGUUUACAUUCGCCAAAGUUAGUUUUACUGGAUUAAAAACAACACAGAAUCUGGAA